This is a messenger RNA of Cylas formicarius (sweet potato weevil), 1097 nucleotides long. RefSeq names its product luciferin sulfotransferase-like. Gene Ontology annotation, molecular function: sulfotransferase activity. The record is from RefSeq and is a predicted model, not a curated record. Gene Ontology annotation, cellular component: cytoplasm. Lineage: Eukaryota; Metazoa; Arthropoda; Insecta; Coleoptera; Brentidae. The transcript has 5 exons. The coding region runs from base 77 to 1063 and encodes 328 amino acids. Gene Ontology annotation, biological process: sulfation.
UCGAUAGUAGGUUUGUGUGUCGACGGAGGAGCAUCUUACCUUUUGCACUUGAAAAAAUUCAGUUGAUAAUCGCAAAAUGUCUGACAGUAGGCAAAAGUUUUCCGCCGCGAGCAAAAUCGACGUUCCAAGUGAAUACGAGUACGAAAUGGACGAUAUUCUGAGCAAGUGGUCAAGAGAAAUUGACGGUGUCUUCAUUCCGAAGAAAUUCACGUCGAUUCAAGAGAAGAUCACCCAAUGGGAUGUGAACGAUGACGAUAUCUGGAUAUGUAGUUUCCCGAAAACAGGUACCACUUGGACACAAGAAAUGGUGUGGCUGAUCGUAAAUGAUUUAGAUUUCAAAGGAGCUGAAAAAAACCUACUCAAACGGUCACCUCAAUUAGAGGCAACCGCAUUGGUUAGAUAUCCGCAUGUCAAGUUCUUCAAACCAUUUAUUCCCGCGCCAAUCACGGACUCUCUAAAAUAUGUCAGGAAACAAAGAAGUCCAGCCUGUAUAAAAACCCAUUUACCAUGGAAUUUGUUACCAAGAGAAAUUCAAAAAGACAUUAAACGGCCGAAGAUUAUUUACAUUUCAAGAAACCCCAAAGACACAUGUAUAUCUUAUUUCCACUUUUCAAGGAUGGUGAAGGAUUUCGAUGGAAAUCUAGAAGAGUUUGCGAACCUGUUUUUAGCUGGAAAAGUUAAUUUUGCACCUUUUUGGAAUCACGUUCUUCCUUAUUGGCGAAGGAGAAACCAAGAAAAUAUCCUCUUCCUGAAAUAUGAAGAAAUGAAGACUGACUUGCCCGCCGUUAUUCGGAAAACCGCCACUUUCUUGGGUAAAGAACUGACCGAAAGGCAAAUCCAAGUGUUGGCGGAACAUCUCAGUUUCGAAAAUAUGAAGAACAAUCCCGCAGUGAACUACGAUUGGCUAGUGACAUUAUCAAAUAUGUACAAGAGGGACAAGAAGCACGCUUUUAUGAGAGAGGGCAAGGUUGGGAACUAUAAGAGCCAUAUGUCUUCGGAAAUGAUUGAACAAUUCGACCGCUGGACCGAAGAUAAUACAAAAGACACGGGGUUGACAUAUUAACUUUUUUUUAGCGACUUAGGAAAUUUUACAAAAC